AUGAAAUCUGCUAUUGCAUUCUGCGUGUUUUUCUCCGCUGGCUUGGCCCUGGCGCGACCUGAUGAACACUACACCAAUCGUUACGACACCGUCAAUUUGGAUGAGAUGCUGAGCAACAAAAAAGUUCUUGUGCCCAACAUCAAUUCACAUCUCAUUGUCAAGAUCAUUACGAUGAAGUCUGCUGUAGUGGUAUGUGUGGUUUUCUUCACCGCUCUGGCUUUUGCGCGUCCUGGCGAUGACCACUAUACCGAUCGUUACGACACUGUGGAUUUGGACGAGAUCAUGAGCAACAAAAAACUACUCGUACCCUACAUAAAGUGUAUCCUCGACCAGGGCAAGUGCGCACCUGACGCCAAGGAACUCAAAGAGCACAUCAGAGAAGCACUCGAGAAUGAAUGCGGAAAAUGUACUGAUGCACAAAAGAAGGGUACUCGACGCGUUAUUGCACAUCUGAUCAACAACGAGGAAGACUACUGGAACCAGCUCACAGUCAAAUACGAUCCCGACAAGAAAUUCACUGUCAAGUACGAAAAGGAACUGCGUGAGGUUAAGGCUUAA
Molecule: messenger RNA, 558 nt
Organism: Arctia plantaginis
Lineage: Eukaryota; Metazoa; Arthropoda; Insecta; Lepidoptera; Erebidae
Source: the annotation of a GenBank genome assembly